Messenger RNA from Symbiodinium sp. CCMP2592, 3756 nucleotides. The record is from the annotation of a GenBank genome assembly. NCBI's taxonomy places the organism in Eukaryota, Dinophyceae, Suessiales, Symbiodiniaceae.
AUGCAGGCUCACGAGCUUCAAGCCCAGUAUCGCCCAGCGGCGCAGCACACUCCUUCAGCAAAGCCAACCACAUCCGGUGCAAACUCCCAGGCAUCAGCGGCGAUCAAGCUUUUGACUUGGAACUGCGGCGGAUUUUCCACAUGCAAGGACGAAUUUUACACAUGGCUCAAAACAUGUUCAUGUGACGCGGUCUGCUUGCAGGAGACUUGGAUGAGGGAAAGCUCGGAGUUUGUUGCGGGCGAGUGGACAUGUGUCCAAAGCGGCGUGGGCACUUCGGUGUCCAGAGCACAGGCAGGAGUCAUGAUCAUGCUCAAGAGGUCGGUCUUUGACAGCGGCACCAUUCGCUACAAUCAUGUAGUUGCAGGCAGAGUUCUCCAUGUUCGGGCGCAGAGCAAACACGGCUGGGUGGACAUCGUAGGCACCUACAUGCAUGCAUGGGGGAGUAGAGAGAGCGACACCGAGAUCGUGAAGAAACGCUCAAAGGUGUGGACGGCAUUACGCACCACCCUUGGUCAGAUUCCUCGAGGCAGCCAGCUGCUUCUCUGUGGCGACUUCAACACGAUCACCAAGCCCACCCCUCCUUGCAUAGGUGCAGGCACUUGCGACGGCGAGAAGGAGGCCUCCCUGGACUCAGACGACAUGCUGGGCAUCUUGCAGGACUUUGGGUUGCAGGCUGUGAACACUUUCGGCAAGCAUGGUAGCUACACCCAUGUUCUUGAACAACGCGGUAAGCAGUACCGAUCCUUCCUGGACUAUGUGAUGGUCAGGCGGCGAGGUGCUACACUCAGGACAGCCUCUCGCAUCAUUGGUGACUGUCCAGUGGCUCGCUGGCGUGGAGGUGGACGGCAUCUACCUGUGGCAGUCACAUUGCACUUCAGGCGUUUUCAGUUCGUGAAGCCCCGGCCUCAACCAUCCUGGCCACAAUGGAAGUGUACCUUGCUCACUGCCAGGAUUGCUCAGAAUGGUCCGGAUGUGCAGGCCUUCCAGGCACAGGUCGAACAUGAGCUGAGCCAAGUUUCUGUUUACACACCGGAGCAAGUGAACAGCAUCAUCCUGAAGGCCGGCCAGCAAAAUUUUUCCAUCGAGCGACAAAGCAGUUUGCAGCCGCCCUGGGAACAUCACCAACAUGUGGGCACCAUUAAGAACAUGUGGUUGCAGCGCAGACUUGCCAGCCAGCAAUUUCGGCUUUGUGUCUCAGGUCUUCGUGCGUGCUUUCGUGCUUGGAGGUGCCAUUUUCGCUUUCAGCAAAUGCAUAAAAUUGUGGCCCGCAACAGCAGACUUCUCCGGCGAUACCGUUUCAACGAACUUCUUCGUCGGGCCGAGGCUGCUGAUUACCUCAACCGUGUGGAUCAACUUUUCUUCUUGUUGCGCAGGCAUGCCCCCAAACAGCCCCGAACACGAGCACAGCUUCGGUCGAGCACGGGUGCGCUGCUAAUGCCACAAGCCGAGGCUAAGGCCCUAGCCACGUAUUGGAAGGAGGUUACCACCGCAUCUGUCCCGAGCCAGGCACCGGAACCGCUGCCUUUUGACAUUCAGCAGGAGGCGAUUCAGUCUGCCCUUGGGGCCCUACCGGCCAACAAAGCCGCACCCGCCCACUAUGCACCACAUGUUCUAUGGAGUUGUGCUGCACCCUCUGUGGCACGAGUACUAGAGCGCGGGUUGAUGCAGACAUGGAGACAGGCAGCGGCCACGGUUCCGGUCGCAUGGGCCGAUGCAUGGCUUACUUUUCUUCAGAAGCCCAACAAGGCAGGGAAUGCCCCUCAACAUCUCCGUCCAAUUGCUCUUCUAGAUCCGGUCGGAAAGGCGGUUACGGGAAUCCUUCGCGAUCAGCUCGACACUUACAUCAUCCCACACAUGGUGGAGCAGCAUCAGUAUGGUUUUCUUCCUCACAGGUCAGUGCAACGGGCCUUGGGACAUGCUUUCAUGCAUGCCGAACUGUUCGUAGCAUUUGCCAAGCUCAACAACGCCUUUGACAGGGUCGACCGGGGAUUACUGGAGGCCUCUCUGAUUCACAUCGGUCACACUCAGCGCUUCGGCACAACGCAAGGAAUCAGGCAACACCUGGUGGGAUAUGCCGACGACAACCUCUUCAAGUGGACUUUCCGUGCCAAGGCCGAGGUUACUCAGGCCAUUGCCGAAGCAGGGGACAUUGUUGCUCUAUUUGAGGGCCACGGGCUACAAGUGAGCAAAGACAAGACAGCCAUCCUUCUUCGACUGGCCGGCUCCCAAGCAACGGCCCUGCGCAGCAAAAUCACCACGAAGGUGGAAGGCAAGUGUCACCUGAUGUUGGGCCCUGACCUCACCCUGCCCGUCAAGUCUCAACACGUCUACCUCGGCACCAUUAUUUCUUUUGCUAGGUUUGAAGAAUACACUGCAGCCCACAGACGCCAGGCUGGAAUCGCCACAUACCAUCGCCUACGACAACAUCUGCACUCUAAGCGUGCCUGGCCCCUACAUAAAAGGAUCCGCCUAUGGAAAGCCUACAUCUUGCCAACAGUCUUCUACGCGUUGACGGCUUCGGGUCUCACAGCCAAGAGUGCAUCCAUGAUCAGGGUCGAAUUGGUCAAGCAGCUCAGGGCCAUCGCGGGAAGCCCACGCCAUAUUACCCUGGAGCCCGACGCCCAAUUUCUUGAAGGGCUAGGCCUGGAGUCUCCGUUGCAACUACUUGUGCACAGGCAGGUCCGAGUCUUGGAAAAGACCCGCGAGCUCCAAGGCAAACUCCCGCCACACGAUGUCAGACUCGACCCGGCACUGUUUGCGCAUGAAGAAGGUAUUCUCCAGCAGUUCCAGAAUUUUGUUCAGCCGGACUCAACAACGGGUGCUGCUGCCGACCUGCCCUGCCCUGACUGUGGCAAAUGCUUUCCAACUGCAGCGUCCCUACGCCAGCACCGUGCCAGUGCACACAGGCGAGGAGAGGACAAACCGAGUGGUGAACGUUUUGACCGGCUGCUUCACGGCAAGGACGGCCUCCCGCAAUGCAUCAAUUGCGGGCACAAAUUUCGAUUAUGGGAGGAGCUACAGCGGCAUGUCGAGCUUGGCCGUUGCCAGGCUACUGCAAAAGCUGAGUAUGAGGACGUCCACCCCCCGUUGAUAGCCAAAGUCCUAGAGGACGAAAUUGUUUUCCCGGAGGUCUUCCAUCAGCUACCGCCCCCGGACCUCAAGACCGAGCUCAACGAGAGGUGUGCACUGUGCCGAACCUGGCUCCCCAAUGAAAACUACAUGAAGGUUCAUUAUGGUCGUGUGCAUCGUGACGAGUGGCAGGCGCAUAGUGGUCGUGUCCGCGUAUGGUGCAUGAACAACCUCCCGCCCAUUAAGGGCACAUGCCGAUGGUGUGGACAUAAGGACCAAGCAGGCAGGGAUCAUCGUGCCACAUGCCCGGCUUUAUUUCAGCUGGCCAUGACUUGGUUCGUGAAUGGAGGUCCCCCCGAGGCCGCCGAUGUGACCGACCUGGCCGGCAUGAUGGACACCGAGAUUCAGGAUGUGUUCGCCGGCUGCCUGCCGGCUCUGGCGAAGAUCAGCGCGGUGAACCUUCAGGACCCGUGGGAGAUCGAGGCCACGGGGGACCAGGAAAUGCCGAACCGAGGCAAGAGGUCCCGACAGGAGCCCGAGAUGAACAAGGACAAGCAGCCUCCGAAGGGGGGCAAAGGCAAGGGCGGACGUCGCGACAACGACGGCCGAGGCCGGGGACACAACAGCUGGGGCAGCUGGGACUACAACCACGGCUGGGAUGCCAACGGCUGGGAUGCCAACAACUAG